AUGUUUGGAACGCACCGCUGUGAGUUGACCAGGCGAUCCGAUUUCAUAAUCUCAAAGCCCAAGGGUGAAUUAGCACCGAUCAAAAGCUUGCUUCGCUCGUGGAGCACCAUAUCCGAAAACCAUCCAAAGUGCCAAAAGUAUCUCAUCAGCUUCGCCGUGGCGAAUAAGGAAAAAAUACGCCACGAGUCCCACAAGCAGUGGUGGAUCGUUCAUCCCUUCAGUAAGAUGAGAUUGUUUUGGGAAAUGGUCAUGGUGGUCUUGUACUUUUUCCAAUUCACCCUCAUCCCGUUUAUGAUGUGUUUCGUCAUAAUUGAACACCAGACGCGCAAUUUUUUUGUACUAAACCUGAUCAUGUCUAUCUUCUCCUGGAUCGACAUACUCGGAAACUGUAUCACUGGCUACUACGAUAGAGAAAAGGACGAAUUCGUGAUGGACCAAGUAACGAUUCUCAAGCGUUACUCGAAAAGGUACAUGCUCGUGGAUAUUACGUCCACAAUCGUUUACGAUUACUUAACUCUGUGGAGCACGCUGUCGCCGAGCGGACCCCUCGUAUACAUCAAUAUGAUCCCUCUGUUGCGAUUAAGCCGAUACUUCACCUUCAGAUUGUACAUACAGCAAUUCUUUCAAAACUACGGCGAGGACAUAUCGUGCCACAUGUUUUUGACGCUACUGCUCUACACAUUCAUAGUGCACUGGUUCACUUGCCUGUGCAAUAUCACACCUCGGAUCAUGCGCUAUAAAAUCUAUAACGAAGUAAUUUCCCAGGAGAGCGAAACUUGGCUGCUGAGCUUGAGAUUCAAGGGUAUCGCGCAAAGGUACCAGCGCGCGCUUUUCAUCGUCCUCGAAAAUUUCACGGCCAGCGGUUACGGCGGUCUCCAGCCCCAAACCGAGGGCCACAUCGCAGUUUGCACCAUCCUCAUGGUCCUCGGCAGAUUGUUCGAAAGCUACAUCAUAGUCAUGCUGCUGCAAAUAGUGGCCGAGCGAAAAGCCUCGGCGUCCAAGUACGAGCAGAUCGUCAACCAACUGUCCGCUUUCGUCAGGCAAAAACAGUUGCCUCCGUACAUGAAGCAGCGACUCUUGGCCUACUACCACUACCGCUUCCGGGACAGCUACUUCCGGGAAAAUAAGAUUUUGUCCAACUUGUCCGCCUCCUUGAGGGAAGAGGUGAUCCUGCACUCCUGUCGGCGGCUAGUCGAGAACGUGGAAAUCUUCCAGGACCUGCCCAAGCACACGUUGACCCAGAUAGUGGCCAAUUUGAAGCCCGAGCUGUACCUCGCCAAGGACAUGAUCAUCAAGGCCGGGAUGCAGGGGGACUGCAUGUUCUUCUUGUCCAGCGGCACCGUCGCCAUUCUAACGCCGACCGGCAAAGAGGUCUGUUUCUUGGAGGAUGGGGCGCACUUUGGGGAAGUGGCUCUUUUAGUUCAGGAUCAGAGGCGAGUCGCGAGCGUCGUGGCGGUCGAGGUGUGCGAGGUGUACAGGCUCGAUCGCAAGGACUUUCGUAAGUGCAUAGCCGUGCACAGCGACCUGUUUUCCAAAAUCGAGCGCAUCGCUACCGAACGCAUGCUGCGGACCUCGCACAUCGAGGAACAGCAUAAGCGUUUUUGGCUGCACGCCAAGGCCCUCAAGAAGGAGUUUGACAUAAACACAUUGAAAUAG
Copidosoma floridanum is the source of this 1656-nucleotide messenger RNA. Its product is annotated as potassium/sodium hyperpolarization-activated cyclic nucleotide-gated channel 2. Gene Ontology annotation, biological process: sodium ion transmembrane transport; regulation of membrane depolarization; potassium ion transmembrane transport. Gene Ontology annotation, cellular component: HCN channel complex. NCBI's taxonomy places the organism in Eukaryota, Metazoa, Arthropoda, Insecta, Hymenoptera, Encyrtidae. The record is from RefSeq and is a predicted model, not a curated record. Gene Ontology annotation, molecular function: voltage-gated potassium channel activity.